AUGACUGUAAGGGAGUAUGAAGCGGAAUUCAACAGCCUCAAGAAGUAUGCUGGGCGAAUCAGUGAGGAAGCCAAGGUGUUUGGCACAGUGGCGCAUGUCCAUCCUGGUAAGCAUGCGGGAAAGAAUCAAAAGCCGGUGAAGAUUGGCUUUUCCAGCAAGCCGAAUGCAACAGGUCGCUGUACGUGUUCGACUUGCGGGAAGAUUCACUCUGGUGUCUGCCGUGCUGCUACGGGAGCUUGUCACCGUUGCGGAAGUAUGGAUCACAAGGUGCGUGAUUGCCCUGAGGAAGAUCUAAGGCCGAAGAGCCAGAACAAGGGUGCUGGGGAACGUGUGUGCUACAACUGCGGCGAAACGGGGCGCUACAAGAAUCAGUGUCCGAAGGACGCACAAUCUGCUGGGAAGCGUCCGAGUGAUGGGCCUCAGCCAGCGGCUAAGAGGCAGACCAUCAUGCCGCGGGUGUACACAAUCGGGGAUGAGUCAAUGGACCCAAGCAUGUCUCGUCCGAUCACUGGGGAAUUUCAGAAAGAACCAGAAGAAGAAGUAAGAGUUGUUCGGGCAGCUGGUGGUCAGAUCAUGUACACUUCAGGAAAAAUUCGAAACGUCUCUGUGAUGAUCAGAGGAGUGAACAUGCCAGCCAAUUUGGUCGUUUGCCCAGUGAAAUCAUACGAUGUGAUCCUUGGAAUGGAUUGGAUGAGUAAAUACAAGGCACAUCUUGAUUGUCAUCGUGGCCGAGUUCAGUUUGAGAUAGGCAAUGGAAAGCUUGUCUAUUAA
Messenger RNA from Brassica oleracea var. oleracea, 771 nucleotides. RefSeq lists its product as uncharacterized. The record is from RefSeq and is a predicted model, not a curated record. Gene Ontology annotation, molecular function: nucleic acid binding; zinc ion binding. Lineage: Eukaryota; Viridiplantae; Streptophyta; Magnoliopsida; Brassicales; Brassicaceae. The transcript is spliced from 3 exons. Bases 1 to 771 code for a protein of 256 amino acids.